Colossoma macropomum (tambaqui) is the source of this 933-nucleotide messenger RNA. RefSeq names its product olfactory receptor 6N2-like. Bases 1 to 933 code for a protein of 310 amino acids. NCBI's taxonomy places the organism in Eukaryota, Metazoa, Chordata, Actinopteri, Characiformes, Serrasalmidae. The transcript has a single exon. The record is from RefSeq and is a predicted model, not a curated record. Gene Ontology annotation, cellular component: membrane. Gene Ontology annotation, molecular function: olfactory receptor activity; G protein-coupled receptor activity. Gene Ontology annotation, biological process: G protein-coupled receptor signaling pathway.
AUGGAUAAUUCUUCUGAUGUUACGUACUUGUUUAUGGAGGGGCAUAUAGAACUGCAGAAGUACAGAUAUUUUUACUUUAUAAUUACUCUGGCAGUUUAUCUGUUGAUUAUUUGUUGUAACACUGUUGUCAUUUUUGUCAUUUACACAAACAAAUGUCUCCAUGAGCCGAUGUACAUUUUCAUUGCUGCUUUGCUUUUCAAUUCACUUUUUGGAACGACUGCCCUUUAUCCUAAACUGCUGAGUGACUUUCUAUCUGAAAGGCCAGUUACUUCUUACUCAGCCUGUCUGUUUCAGGCCUUUUCUAUUUACACAUAUGGAGCUUCAGAGUUCACACUGUUAUCAGCUAUGGCCUAUGACAGAUAUGUGUCGAUAUGUAAACCAUUACAAUAUGCAACUCUUGUAAAAAUGUCCACUGUGAAAAAGCUCUUAUUUUGUUGUUGGUUUGUGCCUUCCUGUGAUAUUGGCAUAUCAGUAAUAUUAACAUACCAACUUCAGCUGUGUAAAUUUAAAUUAAACAGAAUAUACUGUAAUAAUUCUGCAAUUGCUAAAUUAAGCUGUGGGAACAUAUCUGUUAGCAAUUCAUAUGGACUGUUUGGUUUAAUUUUUGCUGUAUUUCCACCAGUGAUCUUCAUAAUCUACUCAUAUAUUAGAAUAUUUGAAGUCUGUUUAAAGAAUUCAAAAGAUUUCAGAAGAAAAGCUCUGCAGACCUGCUUCCCACACCUUAUUAUUUUCAUCAGCUUCACUUUUACCUCCUGCUUUGAAGUGAUUAACACUAGAUAUGAAGGCAAUGUACCUCAGAUCUUUUCUCUGAUAGUGUCAGUUGAAAAUUUGGCAAUUCCUCCUCUUAUUAAUCCUAUUAUGUAUGGUUUGAAAUUGCAAGAGAUUUUCAAUAGAAUCAAGAAAAUGAUGUGGAAAAGAAGAACAUCUUUUUAA